Messenger RNA from Pimephales promelas (fathead minnow), 4027 nucleotides. The record is from RefSeq and is a predicted model, not a curated record. Lineage: Eukaryota; Metazoa; Chordata; Actinopteri; Cypriniformes; Leuciscidae.
AUGCCUGUGGCAUUUGUGAUAUGUAAAAGCUUGUUUUUGGACCAUAUUUCCUCCAGGUAUCCAGUGAUCCUGUCCAUUGAGAAUCACUGCAGUGUCCCUCAGCAAAAGAAGAUGGCUCAGUAUCUGACGGAAGUGUUUGGUGAUAAACUGGACAUAUCCUCCAUCCCCACAGACCCACCUGGAGUCCUGCCUUCACCUGAAGACCUGAAAGGCAAAAUUCUCAUCAAGGGUAAGAAACUGUCUGCAAAUAUAGACGAGAACGCAGAGGAGGGGGAUGUGUCUGAUGAAGACAGUGCAGAUGAGAUGGAGGACGACUGCAAGCUGAUGAAUGGAGAUACAUCCAUGAACAGGAAGCAGGCGGAAAAUGUUGCAAAGAAAAAAUUAGAUAACCUCAUGAAGGAGUCAAAGAUUCGUGACCGGGAAGAUCCAGACAGCUUUACCAUGGCAGCCCUGCCGCCCACGGGAAAACAUGACAAAUCACCACUGAAGGGGAAAGCAGAAGACAGCACUGACACUGGAGAUGAGGCCAACGUCGGUGGCAACAAACGUGUGUCUAAAUCUUUCAUGGGGAGCUUUUCCAAACGCAAGAAAAAGACGAGUAAACUGAAAAAAUCCUCCAGUUUUGAGGAUACGGACACCGAUCAGGAGAGCUCGAGUGGCGCGUCUAAAGCACCAGCGCAUCACAGCAGAAAGAAAAAAACCAUGAAGUUGUCAAGAGCACUUUCUGAUCUGGUAUACACGAAAUCUGUCGGCAUACCAGACUUUGAGGCACAAGUGAGCAGCUGCAGUUGGCAGGUGUCGUCGAUGAGCGAGACCAAGGCCCAUCAGUUAAUGCAGCAGAAGCCAGUGCAGUUUGUCCGAUUCAACCAGCGCCAGCUCUCCCGCAUCUACCCCUCCCCUUAUCGUGUGGACUCCAGCAACUUCAACCCACAGCCCUUCUGGAACGCUGGCUGCCACCUGGUUGCUUUGAACUACCAGUCAGAGGGCAGGGUGCUACAACUCAACAGAGCCAAGUUUAAUUGCAACGGCAACUGUGGUUACAUCCAGAAACCUGCCUGCAUGUGUGAAGGUUCUUUUAAUCCAAUGGCAGAUGAUCCUUUACCAGGUCGGUUGAAAAAACAAUUGGUUCUUAAGGUCAUCAGUGGCCAGCAAUUACCCAAACCCAAAGACUCCAUGCUGGGUGACCGAGGAGAGAUAAUUGACCCAUUUGUGGAAGUGGAGAUUAUUGGUCUACCAGUGGAUUGCUGCAAAGAGCAAACCAGAGUGGUUGAUGACAACGGAUUUAAUCCUAUGUGGGAAGAGACUCUCGUCUUCACUCUUCACAUGUCAGAGAUUGCUCUUAUACGCUUCCUGGUUUGGGAUCAUGACCCAAUUGGCCAAGAUUUCAUUGGCCAGAGGACCAUCGCCUUUAACAGCAUGAUUCCAGGUUACCGGCAUGUGUAUUUGGAAGGCAUGGAGGAAGCUUCCAUCUUUGUUCAUGUUGCAGUGAAUGACAUCACCAGUAAGGCUCGAGCAGUCAGUGGUAUAAAAGGACUGUUUCACAGAAACCCAAAGCAGUCGUCUCUCGACAGCCAUGCUGCUGCUCUGCUCAAACGUAAGACUACCUUCGGUGCUCACCUCCUGCGCCGCACAGCCAGUGCCCCCACCAAGGGCCAACCCAAAGUCAAGAGGGGCUUCCCUGAUAUCUCCAUUGACACAAAAGAUUGCAGCUCGGAGGGUGCCAGUGAGGAGCGAGAAUCGGAAGAGGGGCCACUUGUCCACCACAAUGGAGAUAGCGCAUCUGGCAAAUCAUGGGGUCAUGGCACCAACGGGCAGCUUCACCCUGACGACAGUAAAGAAAAUUCUGAACUGCAGAGUCCAACUCCACCUCUAAACACCUCAUGUCUGGAAUCCAUUACUGAGCAAUUUCAGGAGAACACCCCUUUGACUUCAACACAAAGUCCCCUGGAUACCUCACCACGUUGUCUCUCCACAACAUUGUCUUCACCAUUCUCAGCAAUAACAACAUCUUCCAAUGGGGAAAAUCCUAGCACUAUGAAAAAUAAUGAGGACAUUCUGAAAUCAUUUGCACUAACCGAGUGUAUUGGUCCAUCCAGCAUCAGAGGCAAGGAUUCUUGGAACAGCCAAAUCAACUCUUCACUUUCCACAAAUUACCUUGACAUUGGAUGUGAUACUCCCCCUCUACCAGACCAGACAGAUGGUGAGGUUGUGCAAAAAGCAGACAUUAACCCCAACAUAGUUGAAAUAAAAAGAGGACAGUCUCUAGAGAUUGAUGCUGUAAAAGCAACAACUGUUAUUCAGAGCUCUCAAAGGAUUCAGGCGUUGAAGGGGGUGUUUGACAGAGACAUUGGACGAAGCCUGCAAACAGGACUGAGGACCCCUGUCAGAAGAACCAAAAGCGAAGGACAAAUGAAGGCGGUAAAAAAAGCAGACGGCCCAUCAGUGGUCCCCGAAGUCUCCAUUGACGCCACUUUAAAUGACAGGCUCUGGAGCAAACUUGACCCCAGCAGCCAUCGGGAUAGUGUGUCGUCGUCUUCCAGCAUUUCAUCCAAUGACACUGUGAUUGAUUUGUCCUUGCCCAACCUUUCCAGGAAAAGCCUUACCUGUCUUAGUGCUGCCCGGGACUACUCGGACAACCAGGUAUCGUUGCCCAACAGGACCAACCAGCCUCGGUCAACCGUCGUGGCAUGCAGCGUCUCACGCGUCACCAAGAGCAAGUCCAACCCCAAUCUGCGAGAUGGUCAGAUGUGCGAGCCAGAGGACGAGUUACAGCCAAGGCCUCUGGUGGCCGAGAAAGACCCUAGCCGGCUCAUGCAGAGGCGCCACACGUGGAGCAGGUUGUACAUGGAGGGCUUAAAGCAGUCAUCAACGCUUGCUGCUGCUGCUGCUGUCUCCAAGAGGCCAACCACCCCCUCAACAAAAGACAUGGACAGCAACUCAAAAUCCAAAAGUCUCGGAGAUCUCACUUCAGAUGAUAUUGUCUGUAAUUUCGAUAGCAAGUAUCGCAGCAUUAGUCGCAGUUUCAUUGUGAGGCCAAGCCGGCAUCAAGGGAAAACUCUGAGAAAACCCCCGAAUGACCUAACAGAGCAGCUCAAGCAGCUCACCGACGUGGAACCCCUUACAAGCAAAGACUUUGCUCAGAGCAGGACCGAUUCGGAAGUGGGACAGGAAGAAGAGGAGAUGCCCUCUUUGCGGAGGAGUUCCUCACGGAGCCAGAGUCGGGUGAGGUACAUUGCUAACCGUGCCAGGCAGGCCCAAGAGAGGCAGCGGCUACAAAGCCUGACCAGGACAUCUGGGAGCCCCAUCGAGGAGCGUGGCAAUCCUGAAGGAGCUUGUAGUGUACCCCACAGUCCUUGUGCAAGCUUGGAUCUUUUGAGCCAGCUUCCACCAGGACCGCCCCAACAAAGCCCCUUGAGCCCAGACAACGAGGUCUUCUUUAUGCUUAAGCUGUAAAAGGAUGAAAGUGUGGUUGAGUGUUUUGUGGGAAGCAAAUGGACACAAGAUGGCCACCCCCCACCUCUCAAUCAUUCAGAUACUCCUGUGGAUAUGUUGAGCAGUCAAACAUUUCUUAUGUGCACUUACUGUAACACCUUCCAUUUGUGGCUUGACGAAAAAAGUUAAAAGCACACACUUUUUCUAAUGUCCGUUGUUGACCUAUACUCCCAACCCUGUAAAAUGAGCCGUUAAAUGGGAUGCGAUGCUAGGUUUUAAACUUUAAAUUGGAUGCAACCGUUUGCUAGUUUAUUUGUAAAUGUGCAUGCAUUUAUUGAAAAAAAGCCAAAGGUGUAAAACCAGAGGAUAUUUUUUUUUUCUGGUGUAUAAAAAUAUACAAGGUUGCAUAUAGAAAUGAUUACAUAAAAAAAACAAUCUAAAUUUAGAUUAUGCCUGUGGCAUUUGUGGUACUGUAAUACUAUUUCUUUUAUGUUUGUUUGUAUUUUAAGAUGCAACAAUGCAGCAAUAGAUAAAAAAUGUAAGCACUACUGAUUCACCACAAUAAUUCCCUGGAUUAAAGGGGUCGUAAAAUGCA